AUGGGUUUAGGGAGUUAUUUCAAGGCGAGGAAGCCUGAGGAGGAGAUCGAAUCACCACCCUCUGCUAUCAUUGAGAAGCAAGUCCCUACCAUAAACUCACAGACGGGUUUUGAUACCAUGGAUCUUCAGCCACCUAUCACUCGGUUUGCUUCUUCGUCAUCAUCAAGAAAUUCCAUCUCAAAUCGCUCACACGCCAGCUCAAACUUUAUGGAAGAUAUAAAACACGAGGUUAUGGUCAACUACCUCUACCAACAACAAUGUUCACAUCUCUGGGUCAGUGAUGGAAGCGGCGAAAUUGAAGGUGUUCUGUUGAGGAAAUCAAGAAACACAUACAUGGCUUGCCCGCCACAAUUGGGCAGUUCUCCUUUUGCUGCAGCCUGUGCAGCUCUAAAUGUUCAGUGCGCAAUGACUGUAAAUUCUCGAGUUAUCAAGACUUUUCUCCAAUGCUCACCAAAUGCUGUCGAUGUCCCCCUUCUCAACGGUCUCCGGAUACAGAUCCUACCAACAAUUGAAGACUUACCUCGUGCGAGGAAACUCCAAUUCGCUGCAUUUGUAGCAUCUGAAGCUUUGCUAGUCGUAUGGGACGACGAAGCAUUGCAUCUCGUCCAACGAGCUCAGGCUAUUGAGUCAGAAUUGAUGGAAUUGGUGUGGAAAACUGAUCAAGAAGUAGACGAUGAAAAGAAGGGUCCAGGUGUUGCCACUUGGGAAAUUGAUGAAGAGAGCGGUCAACCCGUUCCAGAAACGCGUGGAUUACACUUGCAAAACACAGUUCUGGUUGCUCUUACGAUCAUCCUGAUCAUCACAACUCUGGGCGCUGGCAUUCGGCAAGUGGCUAUUGAGACUGAUGUCGACCAUAACUAUACCCGUUUUACACUUUUGAUCUUAACUCCUGUUCAGGUUUUCUUCACACUCUUCUUUGCUCAGGUAAUAAUUGGUUGUCUGGCUCAGCUCUUCGGACCUGUGCAGCAAAUGAGUAUCAACUCCAAAUUUUACUCCGCUAAUCCACCACCCCGUAUUCUUGAUGGAAAUCUCCCACACGUCACCAUCCAAUGCCCUGUUUACAAAGAGGGACUUCAUUCCGUUAUUGCGCCCACAGUGAAAUCUAUCAAGCAAGCCAUUUCUACAUAUGAAUUGCAGGGUGGCUCAGCCAAUAUGUUCAUCAACGAUGAUGGUCUUCAAAUCAUUGACGCUCAUGAGCGCCAAGCUAGAAUCGAAUUCUAUGCUGAUCAUAGCAUUGGAUGGGUUGCUCGACCGAAGCAUGGAGACAAUUUUAUCAGGAAGGGGAAAUUCAAAAAAGCUUCUAAUAUGAACUUUGGACUUCAUAUCUCUUGCAUGGUCGAGGAAAAGUUGGCUUUGAUUCAAAGACCUCUUGAUUGGACUCAGGCAGAUGAAGCACAAGCAUAUGGAAGAUGCCUCACAGAAGCCUUGGAAGACAAUGGUCGUGCAUGGGCCGAUGGGAAUAUUCGCAUUGGCGAUUAUAUCUUGUUGAUUGAUUCGGAUACUCGUGUCCCCGAGGAUUGUUUACUAGAUGCUUGUUCCGAGAUGGAACAAUCACCUGAGGUUGGUAUCAUGCAAUUCUCAUCCGGUGUUAUGCAGGUCGUCAAUACCUACUUCGAAAAUGGCAUCACAUUCUUCACGAAUCUGAUAUAUACUGCUAUCCGAUAUACCGUUUCCAAUGGGGACGUUGCCCCAUUUGUCGGUCAUAAUGCUAUUUUGCGAUGGUCAGCGAUUCAGCAGGUUUCGUAUGAGGACGAGGAUGGUUACGAAAAGUUCUGGUCGGAAUCUCACGUUUCUGAAGAUUUUGAUAUGUCUCUUCGCCUUCAAGUCAAUGGAUACAUUAUUCGCUUGGCUGCAUGGGCUGGUGAGGGAUUCAAGGAGGGCGUAUCAUUGACUGUGUAUGAUGAACUUGCCAGAUGGGAGAAAUAUGCAUAUGGCUGCAACGAGCUACUCUUUCACCCAAUCCGUAUGUGGUUCUACAAAGGCCCAUUUACCCCUCUCUUCCGAAGCUUCUUGUUUUCCAACAUUCGUUUUACCUCCAAGGUCACAAUUAUCUCAUACAUUGGAACAUACUACGCCAUUGGAGCCGCCUGGAUCUUGACUACUGCCAAUUAUUUUGCUAUCGGAUGGUUCAAUGGAUACCUCGACAAAUACUAUGUCGACUCUUGGAAAGUCUGGUUUUCCAUCGUCAUCGUGUUUAACGGCCUCGGGAACAUUGCCUUGGCAGUCAUGCGAUAUAGAAUUGGCGAACGUAGCCUCGGGUAUGCACUCUUCGAGAACUUCAAGUGGACUUUGAUGUUAGCAAUCUUCCUUGGUGGACUUUCGCUUCAUGUUUCACAAGCACUCCUUGCGCACAUGCUCGAAAUAGACAUGACCUGGGGUUCGACAUCCAAGGAGGCUGAGUUCAGUAACUUUUUCAUCGAAGUACCAAAAGUCUUGAAGAGUUUCAAAUUCUCCAUGAUCUUUUCUGUCGUGGGUAUAGUAGGCAUGAUCAUUCUGGCCACUGCUUCAUUCAUCCCAUAUGAUUGGCGAAUCCAGGAUUUUGUUGCUAUUCUUCCCAUGGCCACAGUCACUGCUAGCCAUUUGCUUUUGCCGCUGGCUUUAAACCCGGCUCUUAUGACAUUCUCUUGGUAA
Sclerotinia borealis F-4128 is the source of this 2631-nucleotide messenger RNA. NCBI's taxonomy places the organism in Eukaryota, Fungi, Ascomycota, Leotiomycetes, Helotiales, Sclerotiniaceae. The record is from the annotation of a GenBank genome assembly.